AUGUCUAAUAACGACGCUACAAACAACUUGAAGAAGUAUUUAGAGAGCCAACAACGUAAAUACGGUACAGAUUUUAAAGACAGCAAAGAUAAAUAUUCAGCACCAAGCAUAAAAGGUAGUACAGCGUACGGCGGUUACGAGAAAGGCAAAAAGUACGGUGCAUCAAUUGCUCACUAUGAACUGCAUGCUCAUCAACCCUAUGCAUCGUCGACUUUGAACAACAAUGAUGAAGUUCGUAUCACCAUCCAGAAUCAAAAUUUGUGCAUACUUCCUAGCAAAAGUGCACUCCAUAUUCUCGGAAAGUUUACUAAGAAUGAUAAUACUGCUGUCGUUGCUACCACCAACUUGGUUAAUAUGGGGAUUGUCCACAUGAUUAAAGAAUUCCGUUUACUUAUGAAUGGUGUUGAAGUUGAUCGAAGCAGUAACGUCGGUAUAACAAGCCUGAUGAAAGGUUAUGUAUCAUUUAGUCCAAAUCAGUUGAGUACUUUAGAGAAUGCUGGCUGGCUAGAGAUAGUUCUUACAAUUUCAAACAGUGACAUUAAUGCUUACAUACAACAAGCAGCGGCAGGAGCGGGUGCUGAGGAAGUAAAAUUGACUUUACAAAAAAUUGAGUGGAUUGUGCCGUAUGUAACGCUUUCAGACAAGGAGAAAAUUCAAGCAUUAAAUUAUAUUACCAGUGAUCCAGCUAUCUCAAUUAGUUUUCGAACCUGGGAAUUGUAUGAGUAUCCGCUGUUACCAGCAACCUCAAGACACAUUUGGGCUGUCAAAACAUCAACACAACUGGAGAAGCCACGUUACGUCAUCCUCGGAUUUCAGACAGCAAGAAAAAACGACGCAAGGAAGAACGCAAGUCGAUUUGAUCACUGUGCGCUUCGGAACGUAAAGUUAUUCCUGAACUCACAGAGUUAUCCGUACGGGGAUCUUAAUUUGGACAUAAACGACAAUCAGUAUGCUUUAUUGUAUAAUAUGUACACUGAUUUUCAAUCUUCAUACUACAAUAAAGAGCCUGAGCCACUGUUGACAAAGCGGAAAUUUCUGCAAGAAGCUCCACUCUGUGUUAUAGACUGCUCUAAACAGAAUGAGGCUAUUAAAUCUGGACCAGUAGACAUUCGAUUGGAGUUUGAAUCCACAAAUCAAUUUCCACAAAACACAACGGCUUAUUGUUUAAUCAUUCACGAUCGUAUAGUUGAGUAUAAUCCCAUCAGCAGCACUGUACGGAAAUUGACUUGA
This is a messenger RNA of Microplitis mediator, 1230 nucleotides long. RefSeq lists its product as uncharacterized. NCBI's taxonomy places the organism in Eukaryota, Metazoa, Arthropoda, Insecta, Hymenoptera, Braconidae. Bases 1 to 1230 code for a protein of 409 amino acids. The record is from RefSeq and is a predicted model, not a curated record. The transcript is spliced from 3 exons.